Messenger RNA from Onychostoma macrolepis, 2673 nucleotides. It is a transcript of the gene nsfb, whose product is annotated as N-ethylmaleimide-sensitive factor b. Gene Ontology annotation, molecular function: ATP binding; ATP hydrolysis activity. Gene Ontology annotation, cellular component: Golgi stack. Bases 116 to 2359 code for a protein of 747 amino acids. The record is from RefSeq and is a predicted model, not a curated record. The transcript has 22 exons. NCBI's taxonomy places the organism in Eukaryota, Metazoa, Chordata, Actinopteri, Cypriniformes, Cyprinidae. Gene Ontology annotation, biological process: SNARE complex disassembly; intra-Golgi vesicle-mediated transport; Golgi to plasma membrane protein transport.
CAAAAAGCUCGUGCUUUUAUUUUGGUGGAUUUUCGCUUCCGGUUUGAUAGCUGCGGGGAGCGUCUAGUCGUGUUGCUCUUGCGGGAUUCAUCUUGAUCACCUGACAAACACAGAAAUGGCUGGCCGGCUAAUGCAAGCAGCGAGAUGCCCGACAGAUGAACUGUCUCUCACAAACUGUGCGGUUGCAAGUGAGAAGGACUUCAAAUCUGGGCAACAUUUGGUCAUUAAAACCACACCCACUCAGAAGUUUGUGUUCACGGUGAAAACCCACCCAAGCGUGGUGCCAGGAACCAUUGCCUUCAGUUUACCUCAGAGGAAAUGGGCUGGACUCUCUCUGAACCAGGAUGUGGAAGUGAGUGUCUACAACUUUGACCAUUCGAAACAGUACGUGGGAACCAUGACGCUAGAGAUCGACUUCCUCCAGAAGAAGAACGUUGACAGCAACCCGUACGACUCUGAUAAAAUGGCGAUUGAGUUUAUCCAGUUUUUUAACACACAGGCCUUUAGCAUGGGCCAGCAGUUCGUCUUCAGCUACUGUGAUAAGCUUUUUGCACUGCUCAUAAAAGAUAUUGAGGCCAUGGAUCCCAGCAUCCUUAGAGGCGAGCAAAGCUCCAGCAAAAAACAGAAGAUUGAGAUUGGUCUGUUGCAUGGCAACAGUCAGGUGAUUUUUGAGAAAUCGGAGAGCUCGUCUCUUAAUUUGAUUGGAAAAGCAAAGACCAGAGGUUCUCGGCAGUCCAUCAUCAACCCAGAGUGGAACUUUGAGCGCAUGGGCAUCGGAGGCCUGGACAAGGAAUUCUCAGACAUCUUCCGUCGGGCCUUCGCCUCACGAGUCUUUCCUCCAGACAUAGUGGAGCAGAUGGGCUGUAAACACGUGAAGGGGAUCUUGCUGUUUGGGCCGCCCGGCUGUGGUAAAACCCUGAUGGCGCGCCAGAUUGGUAAGAUGCUGAAUGCCAGAGAGCCAAAGGUGGUCAACGGGCCAGAGAUUCUGAACAAAUAUGUGGGCGAGUCAGAGGCGAACAUCAGAAAGCUGUUUGCUGAUGCCGAGGAGGAACAGAAGAGGUUGGGGGCCAACAGUGGACUGCACAUCGUCAUAUUUGAUGAAAUUGAUGCCAUCUGUAAACAACGUGGCAGCAUGGCGGGCAGCACUGGGGUCCACGACACUGUAGUCAACCAGCUACUGUCUAAAAUUGAUGGUGUAGAGCAGCUCAACAACAUCCUGGUCAUUGGAAUGACCAACAGGCCUGACCUGAUCGAUGAAGCCCUCUUGAGGCCGGGCAGACUGGAGGUCAAAAUGGAGAUCGGCUUGCCUGACGAGACGGGCCGUCUUCAGAUCCUGAAUAUCCACACUGCAAAAAUGAGGCAGUCAAACAUGCUAGGCAAAGAUGUUGACAUAAAGGAGCUUUCUGUUGAGACCAAGAACUACAGCGGAGCAGAGCUGGAAGGGCUUGUGCGAGCUGCCCAGUCGACUGCCAUGAACCGUCACAUCAAGGCCACUACUCAGGUGGAGGUGGACACAGAAAAGGCUCAGAUGCUGCAAAUCAGCAGGAGUGACUUCUUGGGCUCUCUGAAUAAUGACAUCAAGCCUGCUUUUGGCACUAAUCAGGAGGAUUACUCAAGUUACAUCAUGAACGGUAUUGUGAAAUGGAGCAAUGGUGUGUCUGACAUACUGCAAGAUGGAGAACUUUUGGUGCAACAGACCAAGAACAGUGAACGCACACCACUAGUAACUGUGCUUUUAGAAGGACCUCCUCACAGUGGUAAGACCGCACUGGCAGCCAAGAUCGCAGAGGACUCCCAGUUCCCCUUCAUCAAGAUCUGCUCUCCAGACAAAAUGAUCGGCUUUGCGGAGACCGCCAAAUGUCAGGCCAUCAAGAAGAUAUUCGAGGAUGCCUACAAGUCCCAACUGAGCUGUGUGAUGGUGGACGAUAUAGAAAGACUUCUGGAUUUUGUUCCCAUCGGGCCACGAUUCUCUAACCUGGUGUUGCAGGCUCUGCUGGUGUUAUUGAAGAAACCUCCUCCUCGGGGUCGUAAGUUGCUGAUUCUUGGCACAACUAGCCGGAAGGAUGUUCUGCAGGAGAUGGGCAUGUUGGACUCUUUCAGCACUACAAUUCACAUCCCUAACAUCUCUAGAGGAGAACAUCUCAUGGAGGCCCUGGAGCUUCUCGGGGGCUUCCAGGAAGAAGAGCGGGCAACUAUUGCAAAACAGGUGAAAGGACAAACGGUGUGGCUCGGCAUUAAGAAGCUGCAGAUGCUCAUUGAGAUGUCACUGCAGAUGCCUUUGGAAUACAGAGUUAACAAGUUCUUGGCACUACUGAGAGAAGAAGGAGCGCUGGGCUCUGAAAAAUAUGUGGCCAUAUAGCCUCGGGUGCAGAGGAGUAGCCUGACAAACCAAGGCUAUUUUGAAGCUGUUAAAGGAGUCAGGAAAACACUUGAGAGACUGAGAGAGAGAGCAGAAGUACCUUCAGCAUAUCUCUCUAUCCCUCACUUUCCUUAAGUAUAGUGUACGGCAUGUUUCCAUGGCAAAUGCAGACACACUAGCUCCUUGAUUCCUCACUACAAGUGCACAGGGUCUCAUAUUUGCACAGUGCCUUGGGUGUCUUAUGACAUAAGGAAUUUUGAAAUAGUACAUGUAUGUAUAUAAAGACCUAUAAGGUGUUUUUAUAUAUAUAUAUA